AUGGAUCUCAAAGAGAGCUGCCCAAGUGUUAGCAUUCCCAGCUCUGAUGAACACAGAGAGAAGAAAAAAAGAUUUACCGUUUACAAAGUGUUGGUGUCAGUUGGCAGAAAUGAGUGGUUUGUCCUCAGGCGAUAUGCAGAGUUUGAUAAACUGUACAAUACGCUAAAGAAGCAAUUUCCCACCAUGAACCUGAAGAUUCCAGCUAAAAGAAUAUUUGGAGACAAUUUUGAUCCUGAUUUUAUUAAGCAGAGAAGAGCAGGACUGAACGAAUUCAUUCAGAAUUUAGUUAGACAGCCAGAGCUAUGCAACCACCCAGAUGUCAGAGCUUUUCUUCAGAUGGAUAACCCAAAACACCAGUCGGAUCCAUCUGAAGAUGAAGAUGAAAGGAGCAGUCGGAAGAAUAUCAACUCUACCUCACAGAAUAUCAACUUGGGACCAUCUGGAAAUCCUCAUGCUAAGCCAACAGACUUUGAUUUCCUGAAAGUUAUUGGGAAAGGCAGCUUUGGCAAGGUUCUUCUUGCAAAACGAAAACUGGAUGGGAAAUACUAUGCUGUCAAAGUGCUGCAGAAAAAAAUUGUGCUUAAUAGGAAAGAGCAAAAACAUAUUAUGGCUGAACGUAAUGUGCUUUUGAAAAAUGUGAAACACCCAUUUUUGGUUGGAUUACAUUACUCAUUCCAAACAACGGAAAAGCUUUACUUUGUCCUGGAUUUUGUUAAUGGAGGAGAGCUGUUCUUUCACUUACAAAGAGAACGUUCCUUUCCUGAGCACAGAGCCAGAUUUUAUGCUGCUGAAAUAGCCAGUGCACUGGGCUACUUACACUCCAUAAAUAUAGUGUACAGGGAUUUAAAACCAGAAAACAUUCUCCUAGAUGCACUAGGUCAUGUGGUGUUGACAGACUUUGGACUUUGUAAAGAAGGGAUUGCAAGUUCAGAUACCACUGCAACUUUCUGUGGAACACCAGAAUAUCUUGCACCAGAAGUCAUUAAAAAGCAGCCCUAUGACAACACAGUAGACUGGUGGUGCCUUGGUGCAGUUCUUUAUGAAAUGCUUUAUGGGCUGCCUCCUUUUUACUGCCGUGAUGUUGCUGAGAUGUACGAGAAUAUUCUUCACAAACCCCUAGUUUUGCGCCCAGGAAUCAGUCUUACAGCCUGGUCUAUCCUGGAAGAACUUCUGGAGAAAGAUCGGCAAAGCAGACUUGGAGCAAGGGAAGAUUUUCUUGAAAUUCAGAAGCACCCGUUCUUUGAAUCUCUCAGCUGGACUGAUCUUCUUCAGAAGAAGAUUCCACCACCAUUUAAUCCUAAUGUGGUUGGACCAGAUGACAUUGGGAAUUUUGAUGCAGUGUUUACAGAAGAAAUGGUCCCAUACUCAGUCUGCGUUUCUUCCGAUUACAACAUCGUUAAUGCCAGUGUCCUAGAGGCAGAUGAUGCAUUUGUGGGAUUUUCUUACGCACCACCUUGUGAGGAUAUGUUUUCCUAGGAAGUUAGAAGCCAUGGUGUUUCGGAAGUCUUGGGGUGAACUGAAAUGUUAGGGUUAUGGACACAUUCCAAAAUAGCGUAACUAGUGCCUCGUUUUGUAUGUAGGUUUGAAACCUAUGAACAAACUUUCUCUGCUGUAUAGGAGGAAUUUGGGCAUUUUGGAUGGCUUUCUGUGGGGUUUGAACUCUUUGUUCCUGCUGCAGAAAAUAUUUUUUAAAACCUUUAAAAAGCAUUCUCUACAUAUAUAUUUUAAGCAAAAAACACUGACUGUUCUCCUCAGUCCCUUCCAAGUUUACAUUCAUAUGUAUCUAAGAUUUGGCUGGCACAAACAGCAGCAAAUUUAGUAA
Nestor notabilis (Kea) is the source of this 1822-nucleotide messenger RNA. RefSeq names its product serine/threonine-protein kinase Sgk3. The transcript has 16 exons. Gene Ontology annotation, biological process: protein phosphorylation. The coding region runs from base 1 to 1476 and encodes 491 amino acids. NCBI's taxonomy places the organism in Eukaryota, Metazoa, Chordata, Aves, Psittaciformes, Psittacidae. Gene Ontology annotation, molecular function: phosphatidylinositol binding; ATP binding; protein serine/threonine kinase activity. The record is from RefSeq and is a predicted model, not a curated record.